CACAGUGCUAUCAGAGAAGCCCAGCUCUGACUUCCUCUUCUCUGUGUGCUUGAGGUUUCAUAGUGUUUCCGCUCACAGUAAGAGAUGUUUGAAUGAUCACAGUAUAGAAGAUAUUCACCUGGAUCAGACGAUGAAGAUCAUCCAGCUUCAGAUCUAUCUGUUGAUGUGGUCUCAAGUCACAGAGAGUCUAACAAACACAGCAGUAACUUUAGGAGCUGAUGUGAUUAUAAACUGUGAUCUUGGUAUAGAGGAGAUUUACUGGUACAAACAGAAAUCACCGGAUCCUCCAGAGUUGAUCUUACGCACUUUCAGUAACAGAACUGAAGUAGCUAAAUAUGAAAACAGCAUCUUUGAAGACAAAUACUCAGUGAAAACUAACAGUCGUCUGUUCAUCAGAAAUAUCACCGUUGAUGAAUUAGGAGUUUAUUAUUGUGUCAAAACUAGUGAACCACGAAAAUUCAGCAACGGCACCAGAAUCUACAUCACUGACUCAGUCCACAGGAAUCAGACAGAAUCACAACAGGAGACACCAUGGAGAAACCUGACCAUCAUCACAUCUGUCCUGCUGAAUGUGCUUCUGAUCAUUGCAUUAAUAGGUUUGGUGAAGUGCUGCCUUGACGCGACCAGAAGAUCUAAAAAUACUUCAGAGAAACCUCAAAGUACAACAGCAGCUCAAAACACAAACGAUCCACAGUAUGCUGACAUUGAUUUCUCCAAGUGCUCCAGAAGAAACAGACCUCGCCCAAGACCAGACCAGGACCAGACCACCUACUCUCUUCUGCAGCCAGUAAAAACUGUUUAACAUUACAAAUUGUAUCUACAUAUUAAUGUCUUAACAAAUUGUAUUAUUACUUUUGUUCUUAUUCUUUUUUUCUCAUUGUUUUUGCUUAAACCACAGAGUAACAAGAGUCUUAAGUAAAGACUAAGUAAAUUAGUCUUGUUUAAUAAACUAAAUCAGUCUUUUUGUGUGUGUGUGUGUGUUUAAUCUAAAUAUACAGAGUGGAAAAUGCUAGUAUAAUGCUAUACACUUGUAUUUAGUAUUAUUAUUCUUAUACAGACCAUUUCAAAAAUAAUCUUAUUUUUUUUUUCUCAUUAAGUUCUCUAAGAUGUUCAUGCGAGCAGUGAGAGUUGAUGUAAACCAUAGGGCAAUGUGGUUUCUGUGUGUUACAGCCGCUUACACUUGCAAGUUUGUGUUACUUUAUUUUUCAUGAAAUUUUGCAGAACUUUUGUGGAAAUCACAUGAUUAAAGCUUAAUAAAUAUAGUAAAGUUAUUUUUUAUAUUUUUUAUUUUUGGCUUGCAUGUUAAUUGUUUUGAAUAAUUUGGUUCUUACAUAUUAAAACUUCUGCACAGCUCUUUUUUGUGGUUAGCACAUUUCUAUGUGAAAGAAAUGUUCCACUGGUUUGGUCAACUGAUACAUGACGUUAACAUAAACCUUUGCAUGCAUAUAGACAGACAGUUUAAACUUUUUAUCAAGUGAAGGUGGAUGAAAGUUUCCUUUUUGCCUGACAAAAAAUAAAAUAAAAUGAAAUAAAUAUAUAAAUGACUC
Cyprinus carpio (common carp) is the source of this 1547-nucleotide messenger RNA. RefSeq lists its product as uncharacterized. Gene Ontology annotation, biological process: response to bacterium. The record is from RefSeq and is a predicted model, not a curated record. The transcript is spliced from 5 exons. NCBI's taxonomy places the organism in Eukaryota, Metazoa, Chordata, Actinopteri, Cypriniformes, Cyprinidae. Bases 131 to 802 code for a protein of 223 amino acids.